Molecule: messenger RNA, 3141 nt
Organism: Dipodomys spectabilis (banner-tailed kangaroo rat)
Lineage: Eukaryota; Metazoa; Chordata; Mammalia; Rodentia; Heteromyidae
Product: proline-rich extensin-like protein EPR1
Exons: 1
Coding region: 1-3141 (1046 amino acids)
Source: RefSeq, a predicted model, not a curated record
AUGAGAAGUGUUCUCGGAGUGGCCAGGCCUGUGUGCAGUGUCCUGACUGACCGCAGAACCCUGCUGUCUGUCAUUUCCCUGGGCCCCUUCCCACUGCCAGACAGAAAAUGGUGCCCUCCCAUCCACGUUCUUCUGUGGGAACGCUCCCCGGAGAAGAGGCCAGCAGGUCCUUCAAUAGACCCACGGUGGUCUCUGCGGCACAGCCCCUGUGGGCCACGUCAGUGGGGACCCCAGGCGGCCGGCCACAGCCUGCACCACGCCCUGGCCCCAUGGCAGCCUUGUGAGCCCAGCUAUCCAGACCCCGCCUCCCCCGUCAGAGCAGCAGGCACCCUCCCACCCCAGACCCCCCACCCCAGACCCCCUCUGCCUGUCCUCACCCCUGCGCCUCCCCCGUCAGAGCAGCAGGCCCCCUCCCACCCCAGACCCCCCACCCCAGACCCCCUCUGCCUGUCCUCACCCCUGCGCCUCCCCCGUCAGAGCAGCAGGCCCCCUCCCACCCUACCCCUCCACCCCAGACCCCCUCUGCCUGUCCUCACCCCUGCGCCUCCCCCGUCAGAGCAGCAGGCCCCCUCCCACCCCAGACCCCCCACCCCAGACCCCCUCUGCCUGUCCUCACCCCUGCGCCUCCCCCGUCAGAGCAGCAGGCCCCCUCCCACCCUACCCCUCCACCCCAGACCCCCUCUGCCUGUCCUCACCCCUGCGCCUCCCCCGUCAGAGCAGCAGGCCCCCUCCCACCCCACCCCUCCACCCCAGACCCCCUCUGCCUGUCCUCACCCCUGCGCCUCCCCCAUCAGAGCAGCAGGCCCCCUCCCACCCCACCCCUCCACCCCAGACCCCCUCUGCCUGUCCUCAUCCCUGCACUGUCCCCCUGUGCUGACCUCACCUCUGCACUGUCCUGUGCUGACCUCACCCCUGCACUGUCCUGUGCUGACCUCACCCCUGCGCUGUCCUGUGCUGACCUCACCCCUGCGCUGUCCUGUGCUGACCUCACCCCUGCGCUGUCCUGUGCUGACCUCACCCCUGCGCUGUCCAGUGCUGACCUCACCCCUGCGCUGUCCUGUGCUGACCUCACCCCUGCGCUGUCCUGUGCUGACCUCACCCCUGCGCUGUCCUGUGCUGACCUCACCCCUGCGCUGUCCUGUGCUGACCUCACCCCUGCGCUGUCCUGUGCUGACCUCACCCCUGCGCUGUCCUGUGCUGACCUCACCCCUGCGCUGUCCUGUGCUGACCUCACCCCUGCACUGUCUCCCUGUGCUGACCUCACCCCUGCGCUGUCCUGUGCUGACCUCACCCCUGCGCUGUCCUGUGCUGACCUCACCCCUGCACUGUCUCCCUGUGCUGACCUCACCCCUGCACUGUCCUGUGCUGACCUCACCCCUGCACUGUCCCCCUGUGCUGACCUCACCCCUGCGCUGUCCUGUGCUGACCUCACCCCUGCGCUGUCCUGUGCUGACCUCACCCCUGCGCUGUCCUGUGCUGACCUCACCCCUGCGCUGUCCUGUGCUGACCUCACCCCUGCGCUGUCCUGUGCUGACCUCACCCCUGCACUGUCCUGUGCUGAUCUCACCCCUGCACUGUCCUCCUGUGCUGACCUCACCCCUGCACUGUCCUGUGCUGACCUCACCCCUGCACUGUCUCCCUGUGCUGACCUCACCCCUGCACUGUCCUGUGCUGACCUCACCCCUGCGCUGUCCUGUGCUGACCUCACCCCUGCACUGUCCCCCUGUGCUGACCUCACCCCUGCGCUGUCCUGUGCUGACCUCACCCCUGCGCUGUCCUGUGCUGACCUCACCCCUGCGCUGUCCUGUGCUGACCUCACCCCUGCGCUGUCCUGUGCUGACCUCACCCCUGCGCUGUCCUGUGCUGACCUCACCCCUGCGCUGUCCUCCUGUGCUGACCUCACCCCUGCACUGUCCUGUGCUGACCUCACCCCUGCACUGUCCUGUGCUGACCUCACCCCUGCGCUGUCCUCCUGUGCUGACCUCACCCCUGCGCUGUCCUGUGCUGACCUCACCCCUGCGCUGUCCUGUGCUGACCUCACCCCUGCGCUGUCCUGUUCUGACCUCACCCCUGCGCUGUCCUGUGCUGACCUCACCCCUGCGCUGUCCUGUGCUGACUUCACCCCUGCACUGUCCCCCUGUGCUGACCUCACCCCUGCGCUGUCCUGUGCUGACCUCACCCCUGCGCUGUCCUGUGCUGACCUCACCCCUGCGCUGUCCUGUGCUGACCUCACCCCUGCGCUGUCCUGUGCUGACCUCACCCCUGCGCUGUCCUGUGCUGACCUCACCCCUGCGCUGUCCUGUGCUGACCUCACCCCUGCGCUGUCCUGUGCUGACCCCACCCCUGCGCUGUCCUGUGCUGACCCCACCCCUGCGCUGUCCUGUGCUGACCCCACCCCUGCGCUGUCCUGUGCUGACCCCACCCCUGCGCUGUCCUGUGCUGACCUCACCCCUGCGCUGUCCUCCUGUGCUGACCUCACCCCUGCGCUGUCCUGUGCUGACCUCACCCCUGCGCUGUCCUGUGCUGACCUCACCCCUGCGCUGUCCUCCUGUGCUGACCUCACCCCUGCGCUGUCCUGUGCUGACCUCACCCCUGCGCUGUCCUGUGCUGACCUCACCCCUGCGCUGUCCUCCUGUGCUGACCUCACCCCUGCGCUGUCCUGUGCUGACCUCACCCCUGCGCUGUCCUGUGCUGACCUCACCCCUGCGCUGUCCUGUGCUGACCUCACCCCUGCGCUGUCCUCCUGUGCUGACCUCACCCCUGCGCUGUCCUGUGCUGACCUCACCCCUGCGCUGUCCUGUGCUGACCUCACCCCUGCGCUGUCCUGUGCUGACCUCACCCCUGCGCUGUCCUGUGCUGACCUCACCCCUGCGCUGUCCUGUGCUGACCUCACCCCUGCGCUGUCCUCCUGUGCUGACCUCACCCCUGCGCUGUCCUGUGCUGACCUCACCCCUGCGCUGUCCUGUGCUGACCUCACCCCUGCGCUGUCCUGUGCUGACCUCACCCCUGCGCUGUCCUGUGCUGACCUCACCCCUGCGCUGUCCUGUGCUGACCUCACCCCUGCACUGUCCCCUAUCCUGUCUGUGUGCUCCUUCCCUGUCCCCCGGCCCCCUUCCCCCCUUUUCCUUUGUCGUGCUGUAG